Messenger RNA from Babesia bigemina, 582 nucleotides. RefSeq names its product mago nashi protein, putative. Bases 1 to 582 code for a protein of 193 amino acids. Gene Ontology annotation, biological process: RNA splicing. Gene Ontology annotation, cellular component: nucleus; exon-exon junction complex. NCBI's taxonomy places the organism in Eukaryota, Apicomplexa, Aconoidasida, Piroplasmida, Babesiidae. The record is from RefSeq and is a predicted model, not a curated record. The transcript is spliced from 3 exons.
AUGGCGGAGGAUGGAUUCUAUCUCCGCUACUAUGUCGGCCACGAGGGCAAAUUCGGCCACGAAUUCCUCGAAUUCGAGCUCACUAGCGACGGGAAACUGCGCUACACAAACAACUCCAACUACCGGAAGGAUAGCAUGAUCAAGAAGGAAGCCUUCCUGACCCGCGCGGUGAUUGCGGAGAUGAAGCGCAUCGUGCUGGAAUCCGAAAUCACCAGCGAGGACCACACCGAUUGGCCCAUUCCCGACCGCGUCGGUCGUCAGGAGCUGGAGCUGAAGAUCGAAGGGAAGCGCUACACCUACUCGACGUCCAAGAUCGGAUCACUAUCGGACGUGCAGAACAGCAAGGACCCGAACGGAAUGCGCGUCUUCUACUACCUGGUGCAAGACCUGAAGUGUUUCGUUUUUUCGCUCAUCAGUCUUUGCUUCAGGGUAGGUCCGCAGUGCGCCCGCGGCUCACAUCCGUGCAGAUCAGGCCCAUCUGAGCCCGCAUCCGGUGCAACAUCGCCGUCACGCCAAGUAGCGACUGCAUAUCGUAAUUAUGGUAUUAAUGAAGCCGUUGAGUUAAAAUUGCUUUAUGCGUAA